Molecule: messenger RNA, 222 nt
Organism: Linum tenue
Lineage: Eukaryota; Viridiplantae; Streptophyta; Magnoliopsida; Malpighiales; Linaceae
Source: the annotation of a GenBank genome assembly
AGUCACAAGGAUGUUGAAGGGUCCCUGUUCGUUGUGAAGAGGCGAAAAUGUACAGCUGCGGUUUCAGCUUACUAUGAUGAAUCGGCGGAAUACAGUGCAGAUAACUUGGCGGAGAAUCUCUUGGGGGAUUUUGAGUUUGAGAUUCAGGUUCCAGAUCUCUUGUAUCGAAAUGAUUCCCAAGAAGUUUAUGGAAUUUGGUUCUACAAUUUUGCAUCUCUUUAG